Trichomonas vaginalis G3 is the source of this 1881-nucleotide messenger RNA. RefSeq lists its product as uncharacterized. NCBI's taxonomy places the organism in Eukaryota, Parabasalia, Trichomonadida, Trichomonadidae. The transcript has a single exon. Bases 1 to 1881 code for a protein of 626 amino acids. The record is from RefSeq and is a predicted model, not a curated record.
AUGCUGAGCAUCCUUCUAGCCUUUCUCCACAUUUUGAUAUGCAGUUAUUUUGGCUAUGAAGUUGCUCAUGCAUUUAUUGGUAAGUUUCUUAACUGGGCUGUCGUAUUUUCAAUAGGAGUUCCUUUUGGAAUGGGAAUAUUUACUUGGAUAAUUUUUAUUUUAAGCUUAUAUUACGAAUUAUCUGCCACACUUGCAUGGAGUGUAACAUUAGUUCUCUUAGUCAUUAGCUUAUUUCUUCGUUUUCGAUUCAAAAAAUACAGAAAAUCUUAUAACAUUACAAUGGCAGAGCUUAUUAUCUCAAUCAUAUUACCAUCGGCAUUAGUAUUGUACUUUUAUCAAACUACUUUCCUUUACGAGGAUUUUAACGUUAUUGGUGCCCAAUAUGGCGAUCUUCCAUUUCACCUCAAUAUAAUUUCAAGCUUUGCAUAUGGAUGUAAUAUGCACAGAAAGCAUCUUUUUGAUAUUUUAUCUCCAUUUUACGCAAAUGAAAAAUUAGCAUACCCAAUUAUUGCAGAUUAUCAAGCAGCCAUACUAUUUGUAUGCUUUAAUAUCGGAUAUCAUUACUCAUUAGUUAUACCAUCUAGUUUAUUAAUUAUUUCGAUUUUUGUUUUACUUCAUAAUAUAAUUUCAAAUUUUACAGAAAAUCGAUAUGCAUCUAUGCUUGGCCCAUGGAUUUUUUUGUUUAUGGGCGGAAGGGGUGUCUUCUGCUACUUCCUGCCGAGAUCUAGAGAAGAUUUUAUUUCAGAUUACGUUCAUCAUUGGGGAGAUAGGAAAACAGGGUACUGGCUUCAUACAAUUUUGCAUAUUUUCCUUCCACAGCGUGUGACUGUCUUCGGAUUACCUCUUUCUUAUGGUUUUAUCAUUAUUUUAUUGAAUCAAAAAUUUAAAUCUGUAAAACCAUUUAUAAUGGCCGGACUUCUUGUUGCAAUAAUGCCACAUAUACAAGCACAUGCAUGUAUUUCAGCAUUUGAGUUCGCUCUGGCUUUUGGAAUCAUUAAUUUUCCUUGGAAAGACAAAAAGAAGGCUAUUUUCCAAAUAAAAUGCUAUAUAUGUAUGGGAAUUCCAGCUCUGGGAAUAGGAAUUCCGCAAUUAAUACCAUUUUUCGGUCGAGUUUCUACUAAUGGUUUUACAAAAUUAAAACCUAUAUGGAAAGAUGAUCGUGUUGGAGCUCUAACGUAUUGGUGGGAUGGAUUAUUUAUAUUUUGGGCCAUUUCAAUCAUUUUUGGGCUUUCUGUUCUUACAAAAAAGCAAUUUAUGCAAUAUAUUCCUGCACUUUUCGUUUAUUAUGUAUCGAAUUUCAUAAAAUAUCAGCCAUGGAACAUGGAUAAUACAAAAGUUUUCCAUGGAGGAUGGACUCCUUUAGCUGUUGCUGUAGUUUGCAAUUAUAUUAUAUAUUUGAUGCAGCAAGAUUCAAAUUUUCUAGAGAUAACAGCAUAUCUAUUCAUAAUAGCUUGCGUUGCCUCAGGAAUAGCCGGUUUUGCUCACUUUUCACCUCAAAUUUGUUAUCAAUGGAAUUAUGAUGAUUUUCCAUAUGAGUUUGCCGAAGAAGUUAUAGCUAAAACAGAUCCUACGAAAGUGUGGGCAGCAGAUACCUUCCAUAAUCAUCCUGUUUCGAAUUUGGCCGGAAGACAAGUUCUCGUUGGCUAUGGAGGAUGGAUGAUUUCGCAUAACCUAGACAAUAAAAAACGGUUAGAAGUAUUAAAUCUUUUAAUGAAGAAUCCAGACAAUACAACAUAUUUAGAUAAACAUAAUGUGAAGUAUAUUGCUUAUCAUAAGACCGACCGUGAUGAACUAAAACAUGAUAUAGAGCCUUCCCCCAAGUGGAAAUUGAUUAUUGAAACAUCUACAUGGAAGGCUUACGAACGAACUGAUGUUAUAUAA